AUGCCAGGCCGCCUCCAAGACAAAAUCGCCUGCAUAACCGGCGCCUCCAGCGGUCUCGGCCGUGCCAUCGCCCUCGCCUACGCUUCGGAAGGUGCCCGCGUAGUCUGUGCCGACCUGCGCGAGCAAUCGCGCUACACCUCCUCCUCUGCCGAGCAAGCCGGCACUACACACGACACGAUUACCUCCUCCGGCGGCAGCGCGAUCUUUGUAGCCUGCGAUACCACGUCCGCUGAGCAGGUGGAGGCUCUGGUGGCGAAGGCCGUGGAAUGGGGCGGACGACUAGACAUCAUGGUCAACAACGCCGGCAUCGCACUCGAAGGCGACGACCCCAAACCGAUCUGGGAAACCACCCUUCCGGCCUGGGAGCAGACCAACGCGGUAAACAGCACCGGCGUCUUUCACGGGUGCAAAUACGCCUCCGCUGCCAUGCUCUCCCAACCACCCCACGCCUCGGGAGAUCAGGGCUGGAUAAUCAACACAGCCUCCGUGCUCGGCCUCGUCGCCGCCGCUUACUCCCCCGCCUACUGCGCUUCAAAGGGCGCAGUGGUGAACCUGACGCGCGCAGCGGCGCUGGCGUGCGGACCGAAGCGGAUACACGUCAACUGCAUCUGCCCCGGAUACACUGCUAGCGCGAUGACGGAGGGGAUCUGGAAGGACGCCGGGUUGACGGAGGAGUUAAGGAAGCGACAUCCGUUUGGGGAGCGCUUGGGGGAGCCGGAGGAUCUGGCGCGGGCGUGUGUGUUUUUGGCGAGUGAGGAUGCGAGGUGGGUUAACGGGGUGGCGCUGCCGGUGGAUGGGGGGUUUGUUGCGCAGUGA
This is a messenger RNA of Saxophila tyrrhenica, 816 nucleotides long. RefSeq lists its product as uncharacterized. NCBI's taxonomy places the organism in Eukaryota, Fungi, Ascomycota, Dothideomycetes, Mycosphaerellales, Extremaceae. The record is from RefSeq and is a predicted model, not a curated record. Gene Ontology annotation, molecular function: oxidoreductase activity, acting on the CH-OH group of donors, NAD or NADP as acceptor. Bases 1 to 816 code for a protein of 271 amino acids. The transcript has 2 exons.